This is a messenger RNA of Aspergillus caelatus, 2081 nucleotides long. RefSeq lists its product as uncharacterized. Lineage: Eukaryota; Fungi; Ascomycota; Eurotiomycetes; Eurotiales; Aspergillaceae. The coding region runs from base 271 to 1419 and encodes 382 amino acids. The transcript has 3 exons. Gene Ontology annotation, molecular function: nucleic acid binding. The record is from RefSeq and is a predicted model, not a curated record.
ACGCGACCGGGACGCCAGCGCGAGCGAUCCAGGACUCUGGUCCGUAUCUCUCUUAUCUCCUUCUCUGGCCUUCAGUUCCUCCCCCGCCUUCUCCUCCUUUUUCGCUCCUUUCUCAACUCCGCUUACAGUGGUUGUCUAUAAGGGAGGUAGACUCUAUACGAAUCGCGACACGCUCUACGUGUUUUUCUCCGCCGACCUUUACACGACUCAUUCCCCCUCUCCACCAACCCCAGACUCCGAGCGAUCCUACCGAGGUCUGUCUCUUGCGCCAUGGCCAUUCAUCCGACUUUGCGCCCUCAAUCGAAUACCCAGGGACCUUUGUCCCCGCAGCAAGCCCGGGCAAUAUCGGCUUGGUCAGAACAGGCGGCUGCGCAUCUGGAGAAUUUGACCAUCUCGGAUACCGUUCUUACGGCCGACCAGCGUUGUGCUGGUCCGGAGUCACCUUCCACACGCGGCGCCUUGCGAGGGACCACGGUCACACUGUCAAUCCCACUGGAUGACUCGGUCCCCAACACGGGGAAUACAUCUGCUCCGAAGGUCAAACUCCUGGGUCAGACCUCCACCCAGACACAGCAAGUCCCUUCGGUCAGUUUCCGGCGUCGAGAACCUCUCCGUCGUGAUAGUUUGAAGAGACGCGAGGCGUUGCUGAAGGGCAAGGAUGGAAGUCGUCGCAGGCAACGCUGGGAGAAUGAUCGCCUCCUGAACAAUCCUUGGGCCGAACCACCAUCUUCCAGGGACUGGGCUGUGGAGCCUACGUACACUCGACAUGACCCGAUGCCUUACUACCUCGCUCCUCUCUGGGACGUCCAUUACAAGCACAUAGAUCACACUUCAUCGAAGCAGACCGCGAAGGGCACAAAGGGGGAGAAGCAUCGUAUUCCGAAGGAUCUCCGCCUCAAGCUGAAGCAUGCGCGUGCUGCACGGGGUAUGCUUCAGGAUAUCGAAGAGGACAUCCGACAGUUCAUCCAGAGAUGGAGCGAAAAACAACUCUUGCUCGAGAAGGAUGGCCUGGCAGACGCCCCAGCAUCGUCAGACGAGGACUCCGAGGACGAAGUUGUAUUCGUGGGAAGAAAUGGACAAAUGCACGACUCCCCCGAACGCAAGAAAAAACUGCAGCAAAUGCGGGAGGCAAUGCAUGCCAACAGAGAACGGGAUGGGGAGAAGUUAGUCUUUGAGAGCCUAGUAGAUGACCGGGCCUCUGGGUUUGGUCGCUGGCUCGUUCAUUCCAUUGCCUCAUACUAUGGCUUGCAUACUUGGUCCGUCACUGUGGGGGAACCCGCCCGCCGCGAGGCAUACGUUGGAUUCCAUCCACCGGCUCCGGGGAGUCGCGCUGGGCUUGUAACCCAGCCUGCCUGCCGUCAGGAGGCGAUGAUCCAACCGGGCGACGCUCUUCCGCAGCCUCUGUGGGCGCAGGUAUGAGCUUGUAGGGCCAAAGGCCCUCAUCUCGUUGUAGCGUUUUAGAUCCUUCUUAUUGGUAAAUAAUCCGCGUUGCCUUGAAUAUCCCAGGCUUAGGGAUUGGAGUUCGGAUUUAGCGGGUUGUACCUAAAUGCGGUUUGGGUGUAAGAUAAACAAAUCGACGUCGAUCUGUGAUUUAGGGAUCGGUACAUGCCCUGGGAGUACAUGCCUAUCCCACAUCACCUAGUAACAUCAACCAACACUCUCUCCAUCCCAUAUGGCUAGGUGCACGACGUAUCCUUUAUGCCUGGCCUAGGCUACUAUUUAGGAUGUCCUCAUAUUUAGAGCUCGUGUCAAAGGUGCCAGGAUAGUCCUUUGAGGCGUCACCGAUAUGCUACAGGACAUAUAGUGGCCCAUCCCACUUCACUGUGUGCUCUGCAUUCGCAUCAUGUUUGGCUGUGGGUUAUGUGCGCAUCUCGAUGUGUCUAUGGUUUAAUCCAAGUCAGGGUGUUAUUGUCAUGGGCACGAGUUGUGGUCACACAGUCUAUUCUGGAUACAGACACUAUGCCCUAGGACUUCACUGGACUUCAUGUGUAAUUCUCAAUAGACGGUAGGCGUAGGUUCAGCUUGGAUAUAUCUCUAAGUUGGUAUAACAUCUUUUAGGGUAUUUCAAUUGAACCCUGUGU